Messenger RNA from Mugil cephalus (flathead mullet), 1412 nucleotides. It is a transcript of the gene calm2a, whose product is annotated as calmodulin 2a (phosphorylase kinase, delta). Gene Ontology annotation, molecular function: calcium ion binding. The record is from RefSeq and is a predicted model, not a curated record. The coding region runs from base 128 to 577 and encodes 149 amino acids. The transcript is spliced from 6 exons. NCBI's taxonomy places the organism in Eukaryota, Metazoa, Chordata, Actinopteri, Mugiliformes, Mugilidae.
GGGGGAGGAGUUUUAGGGUAGCCGUUAAAGGCGAGUCCAGUUGCCUCCGUCUCAGUGUGUUCAUUCAGACUGACGCUCAGUCCAAGCUCGGAUUUUGUCUUGAACCCACCGCUACAUCCACAUCAAAAUGGCAGAUCAGCUGACAGAAGAGCAGAUUGCUGAAUUCAAGGAGGCAUUUUCGCUCUUUGACAAGGAUGGAGACGGCACCAUCACCACCAAAGAGCUGGGAACAGUCAUGCGCUCUCUGGGCCAGAACCCCACAGAGGCAGAGCUGCAAGACAUGAUAAAUGAAGUGGAUGCCGAUGGAAAUGGAACGAUAGACUUCCCAGAGUUCCUGACCAUGAUGGCCAGGAAGAUGAAGGACACAGACAGCGAGGAGGAGAUCAGAGAAGCAUUCCGUGUCUUUGACAAGGACGGCAAUGGAUACAUCAGUGCUGCUGAGCUGCGCCACGUGAUGACAAACCUCGGAGAGAAGCUGACUGACGAGGAAGUGGACGAGAUGAUCAGAGAAGCAGACAUUGACGGAGACGGUCAGGUCAACUAUGAAGAGUUCGUACAAAUGAUGACGGCGAAGUGAAGGCCUUGUACAGAUUUCGUAUAUAAAUAAUUUGCCUUUUUUCUUUGUGUAAUUUAUCUGUAAAAUCUUAAUAGCCCCCCUUCGUCCCUGCCCCCCUCUGCUGUCCAAAGGAACUGCAUGUAAACUGCAUAGGCUCUUGUCCCCAUGUCCCUUUCUUUUGCUGUCAUGGUGUCUUGGAGUGACAGAACGGUCAAACAACCAGAAGCCCGUGGAGGCCCCUGGGAGCUGGAGAACUUCGAAUUUUCCUGUCUUGUGUGCUCGGGGCCCCUCCACGCAUGGCGACAUUAGAAACCUGUCAGCUGGUUGUCACUUGGCAACACUGUUGGCAUGGAAACAAUGUAGAGGAGUUUAAAACUCUGCAUGGACUACGGACAAAGUAUAUAUGGAAAUCUCUCAGCAUUGCACUACUGCAAAAAAAUGACACGGGUGUAUCUCCUAGGUACUCUUACAAACUCUUUUUGUAUCUGCUGUUCUAUAUACCAGAAAAUGACUAAUCUUACCAUGCUUUUUAAUGUUUUACUCACUACUUUUACUUUUUUCUUUUCUUUCCUUUUCUUUUUUUUUUUUUUUUUAAUGGCCUCUGGUCAUGCCUGAAAUAAUCCAUUCCAAGUUGUAUAUUUUUGUUUUCCAAUAAAAGUUACAAUCUACCCAGAUUUGAAAAUUGUCUUGUUUUCUCAGUAACGAUGGAUCCUUGAGUUUGUAUGCCCUGUAAUAAUUCCCUUUUUUGUAUUGAGGAUAGGAUGCUCCGGUUUUUUGAUAGGAUCUUUCUUUUUCUUGUUGCUUCGAAUGCACAUGAACUGUUUACCGAAUUUAAAAAAAAAAAAAAAAAAAAGAA